AGGUGAACCCACAGCCAAGCAAGACUCAAAAGCAGUGGCUGAUUGGAUGCCACCCUAUCCUGGUUCCUAGAUUACAUUAUCAUUUAUCAACCAGAUAAGAGUAAGCUUCCAGUUUCCAUCCUCCUCGGCUCCUCGUCGCCUCGCCUGAAAGUCUGAAACAACGGCCUUCUCCACAUCGAUGGCUGCCCUAUAUUCUCCCAUUUGCUUCCACAACAACCCUAACCCCUCCCCUCUAUUCUUCCCAAACUCUCCUAAACUCACCAAGCCCAGACUUAAAUCCCCAAUCCUGGCAUCAGCCCUUCCGCCACUCCUAUCCACUGACGUAACUUCCGUAGGCGCCCCAUUUGACGGCACUACCCUCGCCGUCGUCGGCGGUGGUGGCAUCGCCGCCUUGGCUGCCGUGCUUUCCUUAGCCGACCCCGAGAAGCGGCGCCAGCUCCAGGCCGAGGAGGUCGGAGGCGGGGACAAGGAAGUCGUCAAGGAGUAUUUCAAUAACUCUGGGUUUCAGAGAUGGAAGAAGAUUUACGGAUAUACUGACGACGUGAACAAGGUCCAGCUUGAUAUUCGACUCGGGCACUCCAAGACCGUCGAGAACGUAAUGAAGAUGCUCACCGACGAUGGCCCUCUUAAAGGUGUCACUGUAUGUGACGCCGGUUGCGGCACCGGGUGCCUCGCGAUUCCGCUUGCCAAGGAAGGUGCAAUUGUAUCAGCCAGUGAUAUCUCGGCCGCCAUGGUUGCCGAGGCUGAGAAGCAGGCAAGAGAAGAGAUUUUGAGAGACUACACAGAUGGGUCGCCUGCGCCGGUUUUGCCGAAGUUUGAAGUGAGUGAUUUAGAGAGCAUAGAUGGGAAGUACGAUACGGUAGUCUGCCUAGACGUGCUGAUACAUUAUCCACAGAACAAGGCAGAUGAAAUGAUAGCACACUUGGCAUCACUGGCAGAGAAGAGGUUGAUACUGAGUUUUGCCCCCAAGACAUUCUAUUACGAUCUAUUGAAGAGGGUAGGGGAACUUUUCCCUGGCCCAUCAAAGGCAACUAGAGCUUACCUCCACGCAGAGGCGGAUGUAGAAAAGGCACUGCAGAAGGUGGGGUGGCGGAUAAGGAAGAGAGGUCUCAUCACAACGCAGUUUUACUUUGCAAGGCUGGUUGAGGCAGUUCCUGCUUAAGACAGGGAGGUUCCUUUCAGUUUUCCCCUGUUUUUUAACCUCCAGGUAGAAAUAGCAGCAGCUACCACAAUUCUUUUAAGCUUAUCUUUCGUCGUUGUAUAAUACAUAUUUUGAGAUUUGACAGGUGUAAGAUUACUUUAUUGAAUUUCUGAUUGUAUAGCUACCAAUCCAAACUAUGCUGUUUGAAUUUGGCUGUGGACAUCUUAUUGCACCUCAAGGCCAAAAGAUAAUCGUGGCCCAGGCUGCCCAUUCUCA
Molecule: messenger RNA, 1417 nt
Organism: Nelumbo nucifera (sacred lotus)
Lineage: Eukaryota; Viridiplantae; Streptophyta; Magnoliopsida; Proteales; Nelumbonaceae
Gene: CHLM
Product: magnesium-protoporphyrin IX methyltransferase
Biological process (GO): chlorophyll biosynthetic process
Molecular function (GO): magnesium protoporphyrin IX methyltransferase activity
Source: RefSeq, a predicted model, not a curated record